AUGUUUACCAAAGAACAACAAAUUUAUUAUAAAGAAAUAACCGAAGCAUGUGUGGGGUCUGAAGAACAAAAACGUACAGAAGCUAUCGCUAGUCUAACAACAGAAACUGGUCUUCAUCAAAUUUUACCUCGUCUUGUUUUAUUUAUUUCCGAAGGUGUUAAAAUAAAUUUAAUGCAAUAUAAUCUAGCUAUAUUGAUUUAUUUAAUGCGUAUGACAAGUGCAUUGCUUGAAAACAAAUCUUUAUAUUGUGAAAAAUAUCUUCAUCAAUUAUUUCCAGCUAUAAUGUCAUGUAUUCUAGCAAAACAACAUUGUGCUAGACCUGAUACAGAAAAUCAUUGGGCAUUACGUGAUUAUGCUGCAUCACGUUGUGCUCAAAUGGUCAAAAUGUUUUCAGCUAAUAUUCAUGGUUUACGUAAUCGUAUUGUACGAAUUUUUUUAAGUACAUUUCGUAGUGAACGUUUACCACUGGUUACACAUUAUGGAGCACUUGUUGGUUUAUGUGAAAUGGGUCAAGAAACAAUUGAAGAAUUAGUAUUUCCUAUAAUACGUCCACUUGGUGAUCGAGUUAUAAAAUCACUUGAAAAUACUUCAUUAUCUCCUAUUGAUAAAAUAACAAUUGAUCGUAUUAAUGGUGUUAUAUCUAAAUAUAUUCCAAUUGCAUAUCGUACAUCACGAUCAUCACCAGAUGAUCUUGAACAUUUUAAACAUGAAUUUGGUAGUUUUUAUGGACAUCGUUUACAUACACAUGUCAUUCAACUUCGUCAACAAUCAAGAUCAGGAUCGUCACAACCUACACACAAUCGACAAUUUUCUCCAUCAUCUGCUUCAAAUUCUCGUCCAUCAAAAAUACUAUCUGGUCAAGCAUCUCCAUCAUCACAUCAUCAAAAUCCUGGUUCACUGACUCCAUCACGAUCUCCUGUUCGUCCGAUGAAUCCAUCAUCAUCAAAACACCAUUCUCAAUCAUCGACUGCUUCAUUGACACCAGCAAAUAGUCAUGAAAAUGUUAUUUUAUAA
This is a messenger RNA of Rotaria sp. Silwood2, 1014 nucleotides long. The record is from the annotation of a GenBank genome assembly. Lineage: Eukaryota; Metazoa; Rotifera; Eurotatoria; Philodinida; Philodinidae.